Molecule: messenger RNA, 3262 nt
Organism: Bombus impatiens (common eastern bumble bee)
Lineage: Eukaryota; Metazoa; Arthropoda; Insecta; Hymenoptera; Apidae
Gene: Daxx
Product: protein PFC0760c
Exons: 5
Coding region: 445-3072 (875 amino acids)
Molecular function (GO): histone binding
Source: RefSeq, a predicted model, not a curated record
GUUUGACCCUAAAAUUAGUGUUAGAUUAACCUUAAAUAGUAAUAAAAACACUAACGUAAAACAUUGUAUCGUUAUAGAAAUAUUGGAAAUUUAUAUUUUAUUCUGAUAGCCUAACGUCAAUAAAAAUUAUUCUAAUAUUCUAUUUUAUUUUUUUCUAAAGUUUUAUGUAGUCGCUUUCUUGGAUAAAAUUUAUCUAAAACAGUUUUACUUGAUCAAAUUUAUCUAUACUGUUAAAGUGGAAACAAAAAUAAGGUGAUGUUAUAGCAGGCUAAAUAGAAACGUGUAUAUACUUUUAAACAAACGCUAGUAUGUAUACACAAUGAAAGGCUUUUGACGCAAUUGUAAUAGAAUUAAUCGUUAUAUUAUCGUUUUUUGUCAGCAAGAUAAGUGAUGGAUGUCAUGUAUUGUAAUAUUAUAAUCUAACUUUUUCAUAAAAUAAUAAAUAUGGUUAGUAAGGAGAAUGACAUUAUUUGUAUCUCAUCAGAUGAUGAUGAAGAUGCAAGACAGAAUAAAACUAAUGAAACACAAAGGUCAGUUAUCAAAUUAGUAAAAGAUAGUCAUAACUCCCAUUCUAACUUCUUAAUAACUACUAUAAGAGUAGAAGCUUCCUUGUGUGACAAUGAAGCAGUAAAAAGACGUAAAAGAAAAGCAUCUGAAAUAGAAAAUGUUGAUAGUUCUUGUAUUGACAAAAAUUCUCAAGUUAAUUCUCAAGAAGCUAAUGUUAAAGCAUGUAAUGUGAAGGUGGAGGAAGAAACAGAAAAAGGAAGAGAAGAAAAUAAAAUAUUAUUGAAACCACAGUUGGUUGUAAAGGAGAAGAAAACUAUUUCUUCUAUGGAACAGGAUAUAUUCUCUAUGUUUAUUAGUUUAUGUUUACAGAAAGAUCGUUCUGAUGAUAUGAAAAAGAUUGUUAAUAAAUUAAAAAGACGUUAUGAACAGUUGGAUCCUGUAUAUGCUCAUUCUGAAGCUUUCAAUAAUUUUUUAAAUCGAAAGAGAAAUGACAUAAUGGAGAGUAAUUGUAAACUUUACAUAUAUAUAGCUGAAGUAAUGAAUGAAAUGAAAAAUUGCUGUAAAGGAAAGUCGACAUUAUUAUCAAAUAGAGAUUAUUUUUCUGAUGUAAACAAAACAAAUAGAGAUUGUAAACUAAAUAAUUCCAAUGCAUCUACUGGAAUGUGUCCAAAUAUGACACAAACUAGUAAUAGUAUAAUUAAUGAUAACGAAAUGUUGUUGACUAGCGCAGAUAAUGAAGAAGAACAAAAAAAAGAACUUGCUACAGAAAAGAAAAUUAGAAAAAUUUUAAAUGCAAUGAAAAAAUGUGAAAAGUAUAUAAAACAUUUUGAAGAAUUAGAAGUAGAUUUUGAUGAUGAAGAAAAUAGUAAUUAUAUAAAAUUAGAAAAAUAUAAACAUCGAAUGGUGGAACUGUAUAAUAAGUACUGUGAAUAUACUGGAGGAAAUAUUGAUGCAGAACGGCAAUAUCUAAGACCAAAAGACUUCAGUACAACUAGUAUUGUUGUUGUAAAUAAUGCUAUUACAAGUUUCAUUAAUUCUAAAAUAUCAAAAAGAAACAAAUUGAAGAAAAUUGGUGAUUUUACAAAAGCACUAAUUUUCCCAGAUUACAAUGAUAUUUUACAAUGCGUGACAAGAUGUAAUGAUACAAAUAAUUUAGGUUUGAAUAAUAAAAAACUGCGUGAGAUUGCAAAAAAGGCGUUCAUCGAUUUAGGAGAACAUUUGCAAAGGUGUAGACGCAAUGAUUAUUGGGAUACAUUUUCAUUAUUUCUUGAAAAUAAAGAAGAUGAUCCUGCAUUAAAGGAUAUGGAAUUAGCUGAAAAAUUAAUGCAGAACAAGAGAAUUGGUGAGAAGAAACUAUCAGAUACAUUUGAGGAAUAUGUAAAGAAACAAGAAGAAAUGAAAGAUCAGAUUACUCAUCCUAAAAGAUCAGAGAAUGAAGAAGAUGAUGAUGAUAGCAUAGAAAAUAAUGAUGAUGAAGAAGAAGAUGAUGAUAAUGAUGAGGCUGACGAUAAUGGCAUUAGUGACAUUGAUGUAAAUCUGGAUACAGAUAACGAUAAAAGUAGUUCAUCGGAAGAUGAGAAUAGUACUGAUAGAAGUGAAACAUCUAAAAAUAAAACAAAUACAGAAGCCAAAUCUAAUACAGGAGAAGCUAACUCCGAUAUAGAAAUGGGAGAAAUAUACCAACAAGAAAUCAAUGAUAGAUUAAAAGAUCAUAAGGGUGACAAUUUAAAAUCAAGUAAAGUUAACGAUUUUGUGAAUACAUCUAAUUAUAAAAAUGAUUUUAAAUCGGAGUCGAUAAUACAAAAUGACACAAUAUCAGCGCCUAAUGUGACAAAGCAUUUAAAUAUUACAACUAAUAUAGCAUUCUCAACCACAACAGAUAAUAAAAUUCUUAUUGACAGAACAAAAGAGGAUGAUCCUAAUAUAAUAAGUGAAAAUCCAAUGGAUGACAAGUCACUAGAGGAUAAGGCAGAAGAAGCAGAAGAAGCAGAAGAAGCAGAAGAAAAGCCAUUGUUACGAGUACGCUCUUUUGCUAAACCUCCGAUUACAUGGAAAGAUGGACAAGAGAAAGUAGGUGAAUCUAAUGAAAGUGAAGAUACAUUAAAGACAUUAACUGCUAAAAAUGUAAUAGAUCUUACACAAGAUACUACACAAGAAAAUUCGGUUCGUACCAUUCAGGUAAUUCCUAUUGUAAAAGGUAACUGCAAGACAUUUGUAAUACCAACAGGUAAAAGCAUAAUUAAUGUAAAAAAUAUUACAAAUAAUUAUGUAAGAUUGAAUACUAAAAAUAUGGAUUCGCGUAAUGUAACUAAAUUAGGAAGCGGUCAGAUCAUAUCUUCGCCGCAAGCAAUAGAUAAAAAUACAAAAUUUACAAGUAUAAAUAAUAUAUCAUCAAAUUUAGUUAAUCAGGAAACAAAUAUUAAUCAAAUACAGAAUUCACAAAUGAAACAAAAAAGCACAAGUUCUGUGCUUCGGUCUAAUCAAAUGAUAGUGCUACCCAUGAAACAAAAGGAAAAUACUUUGCAACGUCCAAAGACAUUUUCAUCAACGUCACAAUCUAAAUGACUCAUAGAAAAGUUAAAAGCAGUUCGUCGUGAUCAUUGUUAUGCAAAAUUAACAAAUGACAGAUGACCAAUAGACAGUCUAGAGUAAAUAAACGUAAUAACUUUUUUACAAACAAUUUGUAAUUUAGCAACAAUGUAUUAGUAUACUGAUAUAUUGCAUUAAAUAAAUUUUUUACGAAUAUCAAAAUAUA